Molecule: messenger RNA, 5236 nt
Organism: Chenopodium quinoa (quinoa)
Lineage: Eukaryota; Viridiplantae; Streptophyta; Magnoliopsida; Caryophyllales; Amaranthaceae
Product: putative pentatricopeptide repeat-containing protein At1g12700, mitochondrial
Exons: 1
Coding region: 371-2215 (614 amino acids)
Molecular function (GO): protein binding
Source: RefSeq, a predicted model, not a curated record
CGUAAAUUAAGAGCUGAACUGAACUGAAUUUCAACGGAAGAGAACAGACCCUAAAAGCCACCUAAAACCUACUCAAAUGCUGGCACUAAACACGCUCUAAAUUUAAAAUUUAAGUUUUGACCAAAACCACCAUAUUACUUUUUUUUAAAAAAAACAACAAAAUAACCCUAUUGAUCAAAAUUUUAAACACCUGACUUGACUACUUGACACCUCUAUUCAAACAUCAAACUUACCAACCGGAGCCAUUAACAGUAGAACUAGAACACCUUGUCAAGAAGAGAGGAACAAUGAUAUGAAAGUAUGAUCCUUCUUUAGUCUCUACCCUCUUAGAUUUUGAUUUUCAUACCAAACUCACAGAGAUAAACUCGGAAUGAAGAUAACAUGUACACCUUCUGCUGCUUCUUCUUCUUCCUUCUUUCAUGGCGGUAAAGGUAAUUAUGCCCUUCUUCCUCUUCUUUCUUUCUGCUAUUCAUCUUUUCAAUUUCAUUCCCGAUGUUUUUCCUCUUUUCAAACUUUUUCUGCUACUGAAAACCGUCAUUUGAUUAUCAAUUCUGCUAAACAUCACUGCAAAUUAGGGUUUUCCGAUCUUAAAUUUCCACUCUCUCUCUUCCAUCAAUUGACUUCUUUACGUCCUCUUCCUUCUCUCAUCGUUUUCACUCAGCUUUUCACUGCCAUUUCCAAAUUGAAACACCUUUAUCCUCAUUCCACCAUUAUUUCUCUUUCCAGGCACAUUGAAUUACUGGGUAUUCCACCUGAUUUGCAUUCGUUGAAUAUUCUUCCCAAUUGCUACUGUCAUUUAGGCCGCGUCGAUUUCGGGUUUUCUCUCAUGGCUAAAUCCCUUAAACUUGGUUUUCCCCCUAAUCAUUAUACCUUUUGCACUUUAAUUAAUGGUUAUAUCAUUAAUGAUAAGCUACCUCAAGCUGCUCAAUUGUUGAAUAAGAUUGUUAAGCUUGGGUUUCAACCCAAUAUUGUUACCUAUGGUGCUAUUUUCAAAGGACUCUGUAGAAUCGGCGACAAUGACAGUGCUCUCACUUUGUUUAACAAAAUGCGUUCUGCUGCUCAUUGUAAGCCUGACCUUGUCAUAUAUAGUACUAUCAUCGAUAGUCUCUGUAAGGACAGUUUAUUACAACAAGCUAUGAACCUCUUCUCCAGUAUGAAAACCGAGGGCAUUCAACCUGAUGUUGUCACUUAUACCUCCUUGAUUCGAGGCUUCUACAAUUCUGGAUGCCGGGUAGAGGCUAAGGGUUUGUUGACUAAGAUGUUAGAGAGCAACAUAGCACCAGAUGUUAAGACCUAUAGCAUGCUGGUUGACAUGUUCUGUAAAGAUGGGCAUGUUGUGGAAGCAGAAGCCAUACUGCAGCGCAUGACUGACAAAGGUGUAUCGCCAGACAUCAUUACUUACAAUGCUUUACUUGAUGGCUAUUGUUUGCGUGGUCAGAUGGAAGAUGCUGAGAAGGUACUUGAUAGCAUGGCCCAAAAUGGUUGUGAGCUUGAUCUUGUAAGUUUGAAUACUAUGAUCAAUGGAUAUGUCAAACUCAAAAACAUUGACAAAGCUCUUACUGUAUUAGAAAACAUGUUUCAGAAAGAGAUAACACCAAAUGUUGUUAGCUAUAGCACUCUUAUUGAUGACUUGUCUAAAGCCAAUAGAUUUACACUUGCACACCAGUUUUUCACCGAUAUGCAAGCUCACGGAAUUACUCCUAAUGUUGUUACAUAUAGUUCAUUGCUUGAUGGCCUAUGUAAAAGGGAACAACUUGAUGAGGCAAUUGCAUUACUUGAAGAUAUGGAUGAUAAAGGUAUUAAGCCUAAUACUGUCACUUACAAUAUCCUAAUUAACAGCUUGUGUGAGGCCGGGAAAUUAAGAGAUGCAGCAAAAAUCUUCUCUGAUCUUGUGUCAAAGGGCCUGCAACCGGAUUGUAAAACAUACACUACCAUGAUUAAAGGCUUCUGCAAGAAAGGGCUCAUGAGUGAAGCUGCUCAGUUGUUAAGCAAAAUGGAGGAAGAUGGUAGCUUUUCCAAUGGUUGUACUUAUAAUACAAUCAUCCGGGGAUAUAUUUACAAUAAUGACUUGUCAAAUGCAUUAUACUAUCGCGACAUUAUGGUGAGCAAAGGAUUUGAAGCUGAUGCUGAAACUUUUUCGUUGUUUGUUAGCCUUUUGCCUUCUGGUAACUUAAAUGACUCAUCAAAGGACCUGCUCCAAAAACUUACAACUUAACUUAAGGCUAGCUGUUCUUCUUUAGGUAUCUUAUUUAUCUUUCUAUCACAUAAUAUUGUGACAAGCAGUUAUAGUCCAAUUUUCUUAUUAUUUCUCAAGUUACUUUAUACAUAAGAAUCUAUUAGAUAUUAGAGUUAUGUUUGAAUGUGUUUUUAUAUUUGUAUUUCUUAUACUUAUUGAAGUUGCAUUAUGACUAGCAAAAGAAGUGGAUUUUCAACGUAAAUAAAGAGGGUAUGGGCCUAUGGCGGUAUGCAAGUAACUGGGAUGACCACCAUUGAUUUUCUUCUCUGUGUUUCAGCCUUCAGUCUGUAACCCACCCAUAUUGACAGUUGGGUCCAUUUUAUGUUCUUAUGUGUGCUUGAACUGCAGAGACUGUCAAAUAUAAUGUCUUGGGUCGUAUUGACUGAUAAAACUUGUAGAAAGCAUGUACAUUGAAUCAUUGAUGACAAACACAGAACAUAUUGUCACUCUAUCUGAAAAACUAGAAAUCCUGAUUCGAGUAAAUGAAGAUGCAGUGGCUGAGCAUCAUAAGAUUGUUGAAUUUACCAGUCUUUGGAACACAAUAUCCACAAAUUAAUUAGAUUGUAUAUGCACAUUAUUCUGAUGUGUCUAUUGUCCCAUUAUGCUCCUCUCUUUUGAAAAGUGUUAAGAGGCCUUGGAGCAAUACCCACUCUAAAUUCUUAGUAUAGCAUUUCCUCCCUUCCAAUGCUGACUUUCAGUAGAUUUGUCAGCCAAGAGAAGAGUUGAUUGCUGGAAUAUUUGAGGUUGCUGGAUAUGCCAUGGUAUUGAUGCUCACUUAUAUUGUAUGAUCUAUUUUUGGGUUUCGUUUUUUUUACUCUUGGCUUGCAUUCUCUAGCUCAUCAGUUUUCUUAUACCAUGUAUUUCCUUGUGGUGGAUAUCUGAGAAAACUUGAAUUGUUUGAACAUAACAUCAAUAGAGUUUUAUAUGACUGUGGGAUAUGAGUUAGGAGUUUUAUGAUUAAGGGAUAUGAGAAAGUAUCUGCCAGUCUAGAAGGAUAGAUGGGGUUUUUAGAUGUUGGAAUUUCAGUCGUUACUGCACUUAAAAUUUCGGUCAUUAACUGCACUUGAAAUUUCAGGAAAAAAGGGUAAAGUAUCAGAUUGCAGGGUAAUUUGGAAGAUGUCAUCAAAACAAAGAGAUGGUAGCUAUUUCUUGACUUUAAGCCCACGUCCAAACUCCAAACCUAUGGGAGACUUUAGCAGUAGGUGAAGUUACAAAUUUCCCAUAAACUUAUUUAUUUAUAUUUUGGAUUUGUGGGUACCAUUUUUUUAGUUUUCGAAUUUAAGAAUUGAUGCUUGGUUGAAUACUACUCUUGUAUCUUUUGGUUAAUUUAUGCUCUGCUUUCCAAUUUAUGUUUCUGUUUCUGUUUUCUAUGUUCAUUAAAGCCUGAUGUGAGCUUGUUGACUCAUCUUUUGUUUUGGAAGUUUUAUUUGCGUGGUAAUUUUUUUUUUAUAGAAAAAAGAAGAUAGCAUCUACUAUAGGAGCAUUGAGUAUCUGCCUAUCUCACCCUUUUUUAUUUUUGGACAGUAGACUUAAACUACAGGAUAAGUGAGUAACAGAUGAUAGGAUGCGAUAGUUAUUUUAAUUUUGGUCUUCUGCAGUUGGAAAUCUGAUAAUAUAGAUUGAGAACAUCAAGUUUCAGAGACUUUUUAAAUUGAUACAGAUCAAAUCUAUUGCCGGGCUGUCCAUAAGUUGUCAUCUUUCUGUCGUUCUGUUGCAUAAGUGGGUAUUUUGUAGUACUUAAUGGACAUGUAUUUUUCCUAACUCUAUUUUGUAUCAUGCUUCAUGCUCAUUCCCCUCUGUCAAUGGAUGACCUGCUAAAUAAGUUCAUGAAAUGACUUGAAAAAAAGAUGACGUUAACCAUGGUUUAUUUUUGGAUCUGAAUUCUGCUUUCAAUGUAUCGACUGUUGUCAUGAAUCUCCUUAUUUGUGAUUUGAAAUUCCUGAAAUGAUAUUGCAGUCCACAGAUGACUAAUACUCUGGCUUGCAAUGCUGUUGCUUUAUUUAUUGUUAAUUUUGAACUCCUGUCCAUGAAGUUUUGGUACUUGGCAGAUUGCAUUUUAUUUUGUGACUUGUAUAUCUGGUCCAAGCUCCCUAGGUUAUUUGUUUUGUCAUUCUAUUAUGUUGGAUGAAUUUUUUGGUGAGUGCUUGUGUAUGUUUUUGUACCAAAUGCUUCGUAUUAAUGUGAUUUUUCAUAACCCUUUCAAAAAAAAAAAUGUGAUUUUUCAUAACAAGUGCCUGUAAAACUUAGUUCACAGGCUGGUUGUUGACUUGUUUCGCUAUACAUCAACCUCUAUAGCUCUAUCAAACAAAAGGAAUCUGAAGAGAAAACAUGCAUAACCCAUUCACCAUCAUAUAUAAGUGGGAAACCUGUUCAUUCAAACUCUUCUUCCCUUAAACUUCUAUCUUAAAUUUGUACUGUAUUUUUUACUUGCUAGUUGCUAUAGUAUAACGAUAUAUAAGAAUGGUAACUAACCCUUGAGAUGUAGUAUCACAAUGUUACUCUAAUACUCCGCAUUAGAAGCGAAAUAAUCUUUGAUUUGACUUGUUUUCUCUUUUUUUUUACCCCCUUACUCAACCAUUAUAUCUAGGAGGAAGCUUGGGGAAGAGAGAUUUUAAAGUUCACGGUUGUUUUUUUUUUUUUUGGUUCUUUUCGAUCUUCCUGUAAUAGUACCUAGUGCGUGUAGGUUGUUAAGUGUUCUUGUUUUAGUUAGUAUUAGGUUGUAAUUCUGUCUUUCUUUAAUAGUAUAUUUUGUCAAAAAAAAAAAAAAAAGUUCACGAUUGUGAAAUUUGUGAUGAUGCUGAAUCCCUUGAAGAUAACGCCUCAUUGCCAGCGGAGUGUCUUUCCAUUCCUUGUUGCAACCAUCACAACCAUCAUCUUCCACUAGUAAAAAACCAAAAACCCUAUCUUUCGAAAGAGAUCGAAAGUCCUUUUCUUUCAAGGGCGAUAUUAUUUGAACACAAAAAAAAAAAAAAAAAAAAAAAAAAAAAAAAAAAAAAAAAA